GUUCAAACAAAAAUAUAUUCAACAUAAUCAAAGCAGUUAAAUGGCAAAGAGAACCCGUCAAUCUCACAGACUGUUAGAGAAGGAAUUACAAUUUAAUAUUAAAGAGCUUAAUACAACCAGAGAUGAUAUUAAAAGAGAACUACAAAGGACUGCACAAUUUUUCAAGCUUGAAAUAAGCAAAAUGGUCAGUGAUUACAUCAUAGAGAUGCCCAUGCAACUCAAAACAGCAACCUAUGGCGAAUUGAAAAAAGGAAUAAAUUUGGAGUCGUCUUCCAUGUUUUCUUCAAAACUUGAUUCUACACAGAUGGAUAAGUCGGCGGAACCUAAAAAGCCAGCUCCACUAAGGAAAAUUACCAGACAAUCCAGGUCUGCUACAAGGGCCAAAUAUGUUACUCCAGCGAACAGACGCAGAGCCCAGUCUUAUGAUCCAAUCACUCCUAAAGUGGAGCCGAACACCCCCCAAAUGAUUUUGCGCACACCCCGACCGGGUGAGAUGGUGCUGUCGCUGCACGGCAGCCCCCUCUACACGGGCGUGGUGGCUUCGGAGAAGAACCCGAACGUCACCAUACCGAUGGGCGACGGCAGACACAUAACCGUCCAUCCGAGGGGAAACCUGAGGUGCUCCUCGGUGCCGGACCUGGACGCGGAGACGUUGCGCGGCCUGGCGCAGCUGCGCGACAACCUGGACACGCUGGUCCAGUUGCGCAGAACCUGAUGUGUUGUACUUGAUUUAAUUUAGUUUCGGCAAUAAACGUUGACGUGCCGCCA
Aethina tumida (small hive beetle) is the source of this 768-nucleotide messenger RNA. RefSeq names its product borealin. Bases 41 to 715 code for a protein of 224 amino acids. Gene Ontology annotation, biological process: mitotic sister chromatid segregation. The record is from RefSeq and is a predicted model, not a curated record. Gene Ontology annotation, cellular component: spindle midzone; chromosome, centromeric region; chromosome passenger complex. The transcript is spliced from 4 exons. Lineage: Eukaryota; Metazoa; Arthropoda; Insecta; Coleoptera; Nitidulidae.